CCACACAACAUGAAGUACCGCUCCCCCUCCCCCGACGGCGGCCUCCCCACCCCUCCCCACUCCCCCACCUCGCCCCACACACAGCACCCCGCUGUCGGCCUCCUCGACUCCCUCGAGCAGUUCUACCAGCAAGAACGGUACUGGGCCCACCACACCCGCGCAGCUCUUGAGCUCGCCCUCACCAAGGGCAUCGACGGUCCCGCUGCGGCGGAUGCACCCUCGCCCUCGUCCUCCACCCAGUCUGCCCUCUCCCCCGCAUCAUCUACCAUGUCCGACGCCACCGCCGUCGACUCCCCCGUCGUAAAGAUGGAGACCGACGCCACCAUCCCUCCACCCUCCCGCUCUGCCGCGAUGAACCGGUGGAUGCGGCGGAAGAACAUGAUGCGUCUCAAGCUCGAGGGCGUCGCCCUCCACCAGCGCAAGCGUCGCCCGACGCGCGCACCCCCAACCGAGCCCGCCACCCGGAUCCUCGAGAUGUUCUCGGAGCUCAUGGAUGCGCGGAUGGAGAGCUGUCAGCGCGUGCAGCGCCUCGUUCAGAGCCACAGUGCGAGCAGGGAGGACCUGUACAUGCGCUAGCCUGCCAGGCGGUCGCAUCUGGAGCCGGACUUAUACCCCGUCGGUGCCUCGGUCGAGCGCGACUCGCCUCGACUGCGUGCAGCGCGCGCGUCCGCUCCUUCCACCAGUCGGAGACCGCGACGGAGCGCCCGGAGAGCACUCCGGGCCACCUCGCCAGCCGAUGGUUGCGACGUUGCUGAUUUAUGGAUGACAUCUAUGGUGUCGAUCCCGGUCGCCUCAAGCGAGGUCUCCGGAGUAGAUGGGCGUAGUGGCGGUCGUGUUCUAUCCGUUGCUUGUAUCGCAGUACCAUGCAGUGCAUAUAUGAUUAGUGACUUCGGUGAUAAAU
Molecule: messenger RNA, 901 nt
Organism: Trametes versicolor FP-101664 SS1
Lineage: Eukaryota; Fungi; Basidiomycota; Agaricomycetes; Polyporales; Polyporaceae
Exons: 2
Coding region: 10-576 (188 amino acids)
Source: RefSeq, a predicted model, not a curated record